This is a messenger RNA of Procambarus clarkii (red swamp crayfish), 11459 nucleotides long. RefSeq names its product vacuolar protein sorting 13C. Gene Ontology annotation, biological process: protein retention in Golgi apparatus; protein targeting to vacuole. Lineage: Eukaryota; Metazoa; Arthropoda; Malacostraca; Decapoda; Cambaridae. The record is from RefSeq and is a predicted model, not a curated record. Gene Ontology annotation, cellular component: extrinsic component of membrane.
GGAGGGGUGGUGUAGGGGAUGGAUGUGGCAAUAGUGAGCGGCGCCAUAAACAGUCGCAGCUGAUGGUGACUGUUGGUCCAGCUCCCACCCAAGACUGUCACUCAAUGCUGUCACUGCCUGGACUGUCACACUCGCUGCUGUAACGCCCUGGACUGUGACACUCACCGUUAUUGGGCUGUGCAAGCGGUGAAGAGUGAGGCGGCUCCCCUGACACUCGUGCAGCCAUCAGGAGAAAACCUUCCCUCCUCGCAGACGAUGACCAGUUGACACCAUAGUCACAAUGUUCGAGUCUCUCGUGUCGGAGCUCCUCAACCGGGUCCUUGGCACCUACAUCGAGAACCUCGAUGGCUCUAAGCUCAAGUUGAGUAUCUGGGGAGGGGACGUGGAGUUGCGGGAGCUGGAGGUGAAGCAGAGUGCCCUCGAUGAACUAAAUCUUCCUGUGCGACCAGUCUUCGGCCACAUUGGGUGUUUAACUUUAAAGAUACCCUGGUCCCAGCUGUACACUGCACCAUGGGUGGCAGUAGUGGAGAGGGUGUUAGUUAUUGUGGUGCCCAACACGUCCAUCAAAUAUAAUGCUGAACGUGAAGAAAAGCUCCUGCAGGAGAUUAAGAUGGCCACCCUUCAAAAGGCAGAAAGUGCAAAGCUAAAACUUCAAGAGAUGGAGAAAGGCAGUAAAUCCAAAUCUCAAGACAGCUUUCAGGAGAAGAUGAUUGCCCAAGUUAUUCGCAACAUUCAGGUCUCCAUACGAGACAUCCACAUCAGAUAUGAAGACUCUGUUAGCUGUCAAGGUGCUCCAUUUGCUGCUGGUGUAACGCUACAUGACCUCUCGAUGAAGAGCACAGAUUCAGAUUGGAAGCCAUGCUUAGACACAGAUAAAUUAAUUUAUAAGCUGAAUUGUCUGGAUAGUUUGGCCAUUUACUGGAACCCUAGUGCUGAGCUGCUGUCAGAGGUAAACCAGUCAAAAGAGAUGACAGUCCAGUGCCUUACCAAGCUCAUAGCUGCACAAGAAAAUCUACCUCAGGGAAUGAAAUACAUUAUUGGACCAAUUUGCUCAACAGCAAAACUACAAAUGGACUCAAAACCAGAGGACGAUGACCCAAGCUUUUCUAUUCCUGUGAUUAAUCUUGAUUUUGUCAUGGAUGAGCUGGCAAUAGGACUGAGUCGCCACCAAUACUCAAAUGCAAUGGCGCUUCUUGAGUCAUUUGAUAGAUUGAAGAUAUCCUCAAAGUUCCGCAAGUACCGGCCAGCUUUCAGUAGAAUCAAGGGCAAUGCUCGCGCUUGGUGGCAUUAUGCAUAUGCUUGCCAGCUGGAGAACAUCCAGCGCGUGCACCAGAACUGGUCGUGGAAGCACAUAAAGGAACAUAGAGCUACUUGCCAAAGGUAUAAGGCAGCAUAUAAGGCAAAGCUCAAGAACAAAAGACUCUCUCCACAGCAAAUUCAAGACAUUAAAGAUAGUGAACGCGUACUUGAUGUUUUUAACAUUACUCUUAGCAGACGACAAACUGAAAUGGAGGUGGAGCGCGAGGGAGAGUUGCAGAAACGGGAAAAUGUAAAAAAAGGCUGGUUCAGUGGGUGGUUUUUUGGAAGUACACAAACGACAAAUGAAGAUGUUGCUAAGGAUGAAGGCAAUUUGGUAAAAAAAUUAGAGGCUGAAAUGAAUGAUCAAGAGAAGAAAAAGUUGUAUGAAGCAAUAGGUUACUCUGAGACUGGUCCACCUCCUGAGUUUCCUCCGGAGUUUGUGAAUUUGCGUCUACAGUUCCUGUUGAAACAGCUGGUACUGACCAUUGUUGACGAGAAUGCUGCUGGAGCUAUUGUCACUCAAGCAAAACUCAACCAAGUUGCAUCUGUUGUCCUGAAUAGAUCAGGGGCUGAUGCUUUGAGCGUUAAAGCAAGUGUACAAAGCUUCAUUGUUGAGGGCUUUGGAGUUGAUGGCUUACCUCCCAGAUUAGUGACCUCAGAGAAUGCCACUUCUGACACUCCUCUUCUAGAUGUAAUGUAUGAGACAAAUCCACUAGACAAGUUGUGCAACCAGCGUGUUAAAGUAUCAUCGGAGCCAUUGCAAGUUGUGUAUGAUGCUGCCACCAUCAACCAACUUGCUGAUGUUUUUGCCCCACCUAAAAAUGUGUCCCUUCAGCAACUACAGGCUUCAGCACUGAACCAGUUGGAGGUUGUAAAGGAAAGGAGUGUGACGGGGCUGCAGGCUGCCAUAGAUAACCACAGUGUCCUUGACCUAAAUGUUGCCUUUGCUGCCUCGCACAUCAUUAUUCCAGAAGGAGGCUCAUAUUUCGAAGGUUGUUCAGCCCUUGUUGUAACUUUGGGUAGCCUGCUGAUGAAGAGUGUUGCCCAGGCCAAAGACAGCCUGGCAUUGACUGAUUUGGUGUCCCUCGGACACAGCCAGGAAGAAGUCAUGCAGGCAGUCAGGUCUUCUUCCUACGACCAUUUUACUAUUGAACUUGUAGAUAUCCAGGUGAUUGUGUGCUUGAGCAAUGAGGAUUGGAGUUCAACUCUGCAGUGUCAUGAAGCCACACCGCUCCACCUCCUGCAACCCACAAACCUUCGUGUUGACCUGUUCAAAUGCCUCUUGACUAAUGAGCCCAACCUUGCCAAAGUGAAGAUAACUGUGUCCUUACCAAAUGUGGUGCUGUCUGUUAUUGAUGAAAGAUUGCUACAAUUGGCCUACAUUGCCCAUAGUAUUCCUGUUGUCCAGAAGGAGGUGGCAGCUGAAGAGACCACACACUUUGGUCAGGAAACCGACGUGAAUAUGAACAUGAUCACUGAGGAUGUUGCACUGGCUCGGCUGGAGCGUGCUGAACUCAACCUAAGUGGUGAACAGCAAGAUACCCCUCAGUUUACCAACCUGGCUCUCACCUUUACUAUCAAUGAAAUAAGCAUAGAAUUGAAAAAGGCUUCUGGUAAAAUUCACCAACCAUUAAUGAAAGUUGCUGCUCUCUCGGCUAGUGUGGAACUUGUACAACGUACAUUUGACUUAACUGCUGCUAUUAUCCUUGGAGGAGUUUUGGUUCAGCACAUGGAGGGUGGUGAACGCCGACUGCUGAGUACACCACUUGUUGAAGGCAGUUCCCAAGCACUUCUCACAAUCAAAUUCAUGCAGGUAAAUCCCAAAAGCCCAGACUUUGAGAGCAAGCAUGCUUCAACAGCCCAGCAUCUGUGUGUUGAGGUGAGUAACAUGAAAGCCCAGCUGGAGCAGUCAGCAAUACUUAGCAUAUUGGCAUUUGUAGAGCAACUCAACUACAAGUUGUCUCAGCUCAGCCCAUCUGCUAAGACACCAACAGAGGAGUUACAGACACCAUCUGCUGAGACACCAACAGAGGAGAUACACACACAAUCAUCUCUUCACAAGUCUCUUGAUGGUCAAGAUGAGAAGCAAAAUGGAAAAAUAAUGGACAAGUUUGAUGCUAAAACUUCAGCCAUGCACAAGAAAAACAUGUCAGAAGUGAUCACACUGAAGAUCGUGGCCAAAUUAGGACAAGUGAGCGUGAUAAUUGGCCUACGGACACGAGAAGUUGCUCAGGUGGACGUGGCAGGAUUGGUAGUAAAUGUUGUGAUGAAAGGCAAAAAUAUUAUCAUCACUUCUCAACUCAAAAACUUCACCGUCAUUGACCCAUGGUCUGCAGCCCUCCAUCCCAAGAUUGUGGAGGUCAUUGGGAUGGAUGCUUGGGAUGCCCAAGUGUCAGUUUAUGGCCAAGCAACAGAGGGUGAGCAGUAUCUCAAUAUGACGUGUGUGGACACCAGCAUUUCUCUCACAUUUGGCUGUGCUCGCAUCGUAUUUUUGAGCAAGUUUGUCACAGAUGUAUUGAAUUGGGUUAACAAGUUCCAGUCUGCAAAGGCAGCUGUAGCAUCAGCAAGUGUAGCUGCUGCAGCGGCUGCUCAGGCCACUUUACAUGAAGCAUACAAGCAGUGUUCACGCAUCAGCCUCUCCCUCACCCUCAGGGCCCCAUUGAUCCUUAUUCCUCAAGACUCGAGCAGUCUGUCAGGACUAAUGGCUGACUUGGGACAAAUCACUAUCAACAACAAAUUUGAGAUGGGUCAGGAAAGGAAUGAAUUGGGCUACCCAGCUAUUUAUGAUAUGAUCAAUUUGGAACUUCACAAUGUCAAAUUAUCCAGAGUGCAACUUACAGCUGAUGGAUCAAUGGAACAAGAGUAUGAGCUGCUGCAACCCAUCUCGCUCAAGAUCACCAUCUGCCGGAAUCUCACCAUCUCUUGGCACAAGCAACGCCCAGAAGUAGAGGUUCAAGCUAAGGUUGCACCCAUUAAGAUAAGUUUGAGUGAAGAGGAUCUGCUAGUGACUUUGACAGUACUGCAAGACAACCUUGGGGAGCAGGCUACUGCUACUUCGGUUGAAGACUUGACUACAUCAGAAACCUCUGGGAAGUUGAUGAGGGAAAAGGAUGUAGAGAGUGUACUUGCUGAACAUGGCCAUAUUUUUACCAAGAUCAAGUUUUCCUUCACUGUUGAAGCUGUGACAUUGGAAUUACUCACAGGAUGCAGUAGUGAUCCUGAGACAGUCUAUGCAUCUAGUGAUUCAAGCAAUGGAAAAUCUGUGUCAAAAUCAAGUGAGCCGGCCAUUGGCGAGUCUUGUGCACAACAUCCUGACAGUGUUGCUGCAUCAAGUCUUGCAAAUGUUACUCAACAAGAAACCAAAAAACCAUAUGCAUCAACCUCGCAGGAUUUUUCUACAUCGUCGAAUGAUGGAUUAAACACACGGAGACCGUCGUCAAAGUUGGGAUGCAAAAUAAUGGCAGCAAGAAGAGCCCUGGCAGAGGUCAGUUUGCAGGUGGUUAGGAUCAAAGGGAAUAUGAUGUCUGAUGGGUCGCUGGCUGCCAAUCUUGUCCUCUUUGACUGUAUCUUGCAAGAUACAAGACCAGAUCAAGAGGGGUUCAUCACUCGGAUGAUGGAGAGGAAGGAACGGAGUGGUGAGCGUGGAAUGAUGGACCUAACGUAUCGUCAAGAAAUCUCCAAAGAUAUAUACGUGGAUCUGCGCAUCUCUGGGUUUGUACUUGUGCUGCAUCUGCCAUACUUGUUGAGACUCCAGCAUUUCUUCACUGAUAACCUACCUCAGCAGGCUCCAGUGCCUUCCCAGCCAACCAAACCUAAAGACAUUAUCAAACCAAAGAGUGACUCGAGUGUUGACGGCGAUGGACGGCCUCGUGGUAUAAUGACUAUACGUGUGAAGGUUGAGCAGCCAGAUAUCACAGUGGUUGAGGAUGUGUCGUCCCUUGACACCUCUUGUAUUAUCCUUCAUGCUGAAGUAAACAGUGACAUUAAGCAAACACCAGUGUCUCAGAAUAUCAGUGCCAGUAUUGCUAACCUUCAGAUGUACACGUGCUGCUAUAAUCCCCAAAAGAGGCAGAAGACGCUUUCACAGAUCCUGAGUCGAUGUGAAUUGUCACUUUUGUGUAGUGUAACCCCCAGCCAUGCAGAGCACAUUGAUCUCAAGAUGAGCCAAGUUGAUCUACGAGUGUCUCCUGGAACCAUAGAAUUAUUAAGUAGCAUUGGUACAGCACUAUCAAGCUUAGAAACAACUACAGAGGAGGUAACAGAGGAAGAACAGAAUUGGUGUGGGAUAUGGGAGACCAAACCCCUCAAUCCUACCGAGUUUUCUUUCUUGGAAGUAGAGAAUGCAGUAGAGGCUAUUUGCAGAGAGGAAAAAGAAUUAGCCUCUCCAAUAUGUGCUGGCUCUGGUGGGGAGAUUGCUAUGAUUAUGAUGGAAUGUUUGCUUGUGACACUGGAGGCUGGAUCUCUUACCUCACCCAUUCCACUCAUCAAACUUCAGGCCAGUGUCUCUGCAAGUGCCACAGGCUUUCGUUCUCAGAAGAUGCAUUUGAAUGGAGAAUUAAGCUCAGAACUCGCCUAUUACAAUCCGCGGUUGGCAGUGUGGGAACCAUUGCUGGAGCCAGUGGAAGGUGCUGAAAAACUAGGUGCUCCUGAACACAUACCUUGGACAUUACAAUUUGAGCUGAUUAAAGAUAUGUGUGUGAAUACAUCCCGGGCACCAUCCAUUGCAAGUCCAGUUGCAUAUCCAGAUGUAGAGGAAGCUGAAGAAUUUGAAGAAAUACCAAAUGAGGAACCUGUUUGUUCUAUAUCUGUGACAGUUAAGGAUCCACUAGAGCUGACAGUGACCAAAACUUUCAUGGAAGUCUUAAAAUCUCUCUCUGAAGCUUUCUCCGAAGCAUACAAAAGAACUGUGACUGGAACCAAGAGCCCCUGUGCACCAUAUCGCAUCAUUAACCGCACCGGGGUGCACAUCAUUGCAGCCAUCAUGCAAUCAGGUUUUCAGGUUGCAGCAGCAGGUGGAGAUGAAGUAGAGCAAGUAACAGUUGAAUCUGGGGCUGAAGUGGAUCUUUUUGAUGUAAAGCCUUUGACACCUAAACACAAGAGAGUGGCAUCACUUGUGGCAGAGUGCCAGACAAUUCAGGAUCGAAACAUUCUCAUUAAGAUUCCAAGUUUAAACUGCAAGUGUUUGAUUCCUGUUGCCCGAGCUGAUAAACGCUAUUUUGAAGUUGAUCACGAGAGUGGGGAUAAGUUGGGUCUGGUCGCCAACAUAUCUGUAGAGAAUGGUUGCAAGAUCAUCACGCUCAGUUCUUGUGUGCAGGUGACCAACUACUUGGAUGUGACAGUCGAUGUCUACUACAUGACGGACAGAGGAAAUGAAGUGGAGUUUGUGUUAUCACUGGAACAGGACGAGUGUGCCAUGCUCCCACUUCAUGCUGUACACACUCCCACUGCUGAACUCUUCUUUUCUGUUAAAGGGCAUUCGGUGUGUAUUGUACCAUUUGUUUGGCGUGGACUUCAAAAUGUGCCUGGGCAUGUCCAGGAACUCCAAUGUCUACCCAGAGAUGUCCAUGAAGUGCAUGCUACACCAUUCCUGAUAUCAGCCACUGGAGAUGUAGAGCAAAUUUUAUGGAAUAACACAGGUCGACGCACCAUGAAGAGUGCACUCUACAAGGUUCAGCUGCGGCCAUGCUUGGUACUGCACAAUCUUCUCCCAGUACCCAUCUCGCUGGAACCUCCUGGCACCAUCUCCUCUCGAGUCCUUAUGCCUGGCUCAUGUUUACAGCUGACAAAGGCUCGGCUAGGCUCCAUGUACUUGGAACUGCAGUUACUUGAUUACCAGUCCAGGGACUGGGUGUGUGGUAAAGCUGUUGAAUCCAACCCUCCGGAGUUAAGUGUGUGGACAUUUGAGUCAAGGGGCGAUAUCAUGGGUGGGCCUCUUCACUUGGACCUUGGUAUGCUUGUUGCCAAGUCCAAGGCAAGUCUCUCCCUCAGCCUCUACUGCCCUUUCUGGAUGGUUAACAAGACUGGACUUAUGUUAACAUAUAGGAAGUCUCGUAAAAUAGAGCGAACAUCAUCCACCUCUUCUACGGACUCUACCAGUAGUCCACUCAAGGGUGACACCCCACACAACAUUGUGGUUCAUGAGGAGGAUAGCAAGGAGGCUAUGCUCUUCUCCUUCAAAUCAAAGGUAUUUUUUGGCAAGAAAAAGGCCACAGUGAAAGUGAUGGAUAGUGAAUGGUCUGAAAAGUUCUCCUUGGAUGUUGUGGGGAGUUCAGGAUCCAUUACAUGCAAAGCACCAAACAAGAAUUAUCAGCUUGGUGUGGACAUCAAACUUGGAAGAUCUGGUCUGACAAAAAUUGUAAUGUUCUCACCUUUCUACAAAAUUCUUAAUAAAGCUCCAUUUGAUCUUGAAGUUGUUGAAGUUGGAGUUGCACAAGCCGAGUGGUUCACAGUCCUUGCAGGCGAGUGCAUUGGAUGGUGGCCAAUAGGGAAUGGACGAGAGAUAAGUGUACGUGUGCGGGGCACCAUGGAUGCCACAUGUGCACUCCAAUAUGACUGCCCACACUCAAAACUGCUGGCACUACCCAACAAGUGUGGAGGAGUUGUGGGAGAAGUGAGUGUUACUGAAGGUGGGGUGUUAGUCAAGCUGGACAAGUUCUUCCAGGGGGCUGCCACAGCUCUCAUCAUCAACCAGUUAACAAACACAACUAUCUCAUUUUGGCAAGAUGGAUUUGAAGCCAGCAAGAUGUUGCUACAACCCCAGACCAUUCAGCUAUUUACUUGGAGUGAUUCAAGAGGGGCACUUAAGGUGUUUUGGGCUUGUGGAUCAGGAAAACCAGUUGAGCACACUCUGGAUCAGGACAACCGAGGCCAGAUGAUGAAUGACACAAUCAAUUGGGUGGUGUUCCUCAACAAUAGUCAACGCUGUCUCCUUUUUACUGAUGACUCAAGUAUUGCUAAAAAUGCACUUACUGCUGUGGAGUUGGAACGUUUUGAGCUGGAUAUUGGACUCUCCUUCAGCAGUAUUGGGCUAUCCUUGGUGGAUGACAUAAAGAGGAAGGAGGUGGUGUAUGCCAGCCUUGCCAGCUCCGGAGUUGUGUGGGAGCACCGUAAAGUUAAAGGCAAAAAACAUCGAGCUUUCACACAUGCUCAGACAGAAGUUAUAGAGAAGGCUUACCAAUUAUUUCAGAAUCAGAUUAAAGCAAUAUCUGAUGUGUCUGCUGUCCAGAGCUGUUUUGAUUUGAAUAAAACCUUGGAGGUUGACUUUGCUACCAUGACUUGCAACAAGCCUUUCAAGCGAAAAAUUCGUCGAACAUUCCAGCCAGGCAUUUGGUUCCAGAUGAAAACAUCUUCUCAUCAGAAGCAGAUUCACCUCAAAAUUAACAGUGUGCAAAUUGACAACCAGAUGACUGAUGUGAUGUUUCCAGUUGUCCUGGCUCGAGUUCCGACCUCCCGAAGUGUUAUGGCCGAGACUGUUGCCAAACCAUUCUGUGAAGUAAGCAUCGUUCAGAGAAUGACAUCUCCACUGUUUACACAGUUCAAGUACCUGGCAGUUCUCAUACAAGAAUUCCACGUGAAAGUCGAGUUGCCAUUUGUAUUUGCUGUCUUAGAAGUGUUGUUCCCCGCAGCUGAUGAGUCUCCUGAUCUUUACUCACCGGAGAAAUAUGAAUAUGAUGCUGGUAUCGUCCAUGAAGCUUUAACAACAACAGUGAAGAAUCAGUCCUCUGGAGGGCAGAGAGAUUUCUUUGAUCACCUUCAUCUCUCACCAAUUAAGAUGCACCUGAGUUUCUCACUGACUGGGCUGGAAUCUGGUGCGAGCAUGCCGGUGGGCGGACAGGUGAUUCACCUCUUCUUGCAGAGUGUUGGGGUCACCCUCACUGAGGUUCAGGAUGUUGUCUUCAGACUGGCAUACAUGGAGCGUCUCAACCACUGGAUGAGUUGGAAUCAGCUGGUACAAGAAAUGAUAAUUCACUACCGUGGACAAGUGAUCAAACAGCUUUAUGUUCUUGUGCUUGGUCUUGAUGUGAUUGGCAACCCCUUUGGUCUGGUGGUGGGAUUGACAAAAGGAGUUGAAGAUUUAUUUUAUGAACCAAUACAGGGAGCAAUUGAAGGUCCUGGAGAGUUUGCUGAGGGAGUGUUGCUUGGUGUGACCAGUUUUAUGGGUAAAACUGUUGGUGGUGCAGCUGGUGCUGUCUCCCGUAUCACAGGAACCAUUGGGAAAGGCGUAGCAGCCCUGACUCUUGAUGAAGAUUACCAGAAAAGACGACGGGAAGCAAUGCAUCGCAAGCCAGCUGAUGGUAUAGAGAGUCUGGCUAGAGGAGGAAAAGGCAUUGUUACAGGAGUUGUUGAUGGUGUGACAGGAGUUUUCUUAAAACCAAUUGAUGGAGCCAAGGAAGAAGGUGUGGAGGGGUUCUUCAAGGGGGUAGGCAAAGGAGUUGUGGGCCUGGUUACUCGUCCAGCCUCUGGAGUCAUAGAUUUUGCCAGUGGAUCUUUUGAUGCAGUUAUGAGAGCCACAGAUGCCACUGAAGAGAUAGAGCGUUAUCGUCCAACUAGAUUGAUCGACUCUGAUGGGGUUGUCCGACCAUAUGUAAAACGGUUUGCCCAGGGAGCUAGAAUGCUACUGGAGUUAGAGAAAGGACGGUAUGCAAAAACAGAUUUAUAUAUUGCUCAUGCUUACAUUACUGCCAGCAAGUCUCUACUGAUUGCUACAAACCAGCGAAUUAUGCAAGUUUCCCGCAAUGAUAUUAUGGGGCACCUUAAGGUUGAUUGGGUGCACACGUAUGAUGAGCUGUCAGAGCCUCCCGUUCUCACUCCCAAAGGCUUACGUCUUUCAGUAAAACAGGAAAAGAGGAGAGUUCUAGGAAUGUUUGGUGGUGGUGAUAACUCAAAAUUAGUACAUAUAAAUUGCCUAGAACAAGCAGAGUGGUUCCUGUCCGCACUGAAGAAAGUCUACUAGAAGUCAGUAAAACUAUAUCACUAUUCUCUUACUCAAGACAAGCUGACAUCAGGCAGAUACUGUACAUCUAGUUGUGAUAAAGCACGACUAUAAAAUUGAAGCUAUACAGAGAAAACUAUGACUCUCAAGUGCAUGCACACAAACUAUAGAUGCACAAGCAGAACAGAUCUGUCAACACUAUUAGAACAACUCCUCUGUGAACUCAAGACUAGUGUAAUUAAAAGUUAAAUGUGUGGUUCAAAAGAAAAUGACCAGGCAUGAAGAAAUGAACCAUAUCUUGGGAGUGUAUGAAAGUUUUGCCAUGUGAUAUACUUAAAGACUAGAUGUUAAGUAGUGGAAAAAGAAACUGGAUGGUUCUUCAUUUGCAGUUUCAUGAAUAAUGACCAAGCAGUAAAUCUUAAGUCUUAUAUAAGGUGUGGCGAGUGGCUAACACUCGACACUUUUGUUGCAAAUUUCAUACAACUGGCAAUCAUUGCCAUCAUCCUAAUUAUUUCUGUUCUUGCUUAAAGCCUUGAAAUGUGCCGUCCUAAAGUAGACGUUACAUCCAGGUGACUGGAAUUAUGCACAAGUUAGCAUGUCAACACAGCCCAUCCUCCUGAGGUUUACCAACGUCAGAAACUGUUGUACUAAAGUGCCCUAUCCUAACCUAACAGAGGACCCAAAACAGAAAACUGGACAGUGUCAAUUUUGUGUGCCGCUACCAUGUUCUAGUACGACAAUUUUUGGCCCCUGGGUAGAAUACAUGUCCAAAAUACGACGUCCUGUUAGGAGGACGGGUUAUGCCCAUUCAAUUUAUUCUCCAACUGACUUGCCGGUAAUUUUAUAAUCUUUACACAAAAACUACAAGUACUGUACACUUUUGACAUAUAACUGCUUUUAACACGUGAGUCACAUAUGAGUAAGAAUAUUCAGCUAUUACAUUUAUCCAAAAAUGUGCUUAUUCAGGCUUAUUCAUUAGUUACAAAUAAUAAAAAAAAAUUACAAUGAUUCUUUCCUUUGUACUGUGUGCUUAACAUUGUAAAUGGAAAGUAUUUAAGUCUACACAGUAAUGCAAAAUAUUUCACUUAGUCAUGUGUUUGAGAGAUUUAACGAGGCAAUGUUGGUGGUAGUAAGGCUAGAGAAUUAUGUACAUUUUGUGAUGACUUGCCUUAUGUGUCCAAAACAGUAUUUUUGGUUUCCUUGAAGUCAAUAAAAUAUUAAUCGCUGU